Messenger RNA from Mercenaria mercenaria, 4460 nucleotides. Its product is annotated as ras-related C3 botulinum toxin substrate 1. Bases 149 to 724 code for a protein of 191 amino acids. The record is from RefSeq and is a predicted model, not a curated record. NCBI's taxonomy places the organism in Eukaryota, Metazoa, Mollusca, Bivalvia, Venerida, Veneridae. Gene Ontology annotation, biological process: motor neuron axon guidance; establishment or maintenance of cell polarity; regulation of actin cytoskeleton organization. The transcript is spliced from 5 exons. Gene Ontology annotation, molecular function: GTP binding; protein kinase binding; GTPase activity. Gene Ontology annotation, cellular component: cytoskeleton; cytoplasmic vesicle; cell cortex.
UUGCUGGGGGCACGUAUAUAAAUCAAACUGCACCUCCAUUUUGAACCAGUUAUAAAUACAUGUUGCUAUCUAAAUUUACCUCAUAAACACUCUUGUAAUCGUUCAGAACACUUCACAAUUAUUCAGGGAUUUAAUUUAAACAAUAAACAUGCAAGCGAUCAAGUGUGUGGUAGUUGGAGAUGGUGCUGUUGGUAAGACAUGCCUGCUGAUCAGUUACACAACGAAUGCCUUCCCUGGGGAAUAUAUCCCAACUGUGUUUGACAAUUACUCAGCAAAUGUGAUGGUAGAUGGAAAACCUAUUAAUCUAGGAUUAUGGGAUACUGCUGGACAGGAAGAUUAUGACAGGUUACGACCUCUAUCAUAUCCACAGACGGAUGUGUUUUUGAUAUGUUUCUCGCUGAUAAGUCCAGCCAGUUUUGAAAAUGUGAGAGCCAAGUGGUACCCAGAAGUAAGUCAUCAUUGUCCAAACACGCCUAUCAUCCUCGUCGGAACCAAGCUAGAUUUAAGAGAAGACAAAGAAACUGUCGAAAAACUACGGGAAAAGAAGUUAUCUCCCAUUACCUACCCUCAGAGCUUGGCAAUGGCAAAGGAAAUAGGGGCGGUGAAGUAUCUGGAAUGUUCGGCUCUGACACAGAAAGGACUUAAGACGGUGUUUGACGAAGCUAUUAGAGCAGUUCUUUGUCCGAAACCCAAACCUAAGAAAAAGAAGUGCAAGCUGUUAUGAGGACUUCCAAAUUUAGAUGUAGAAAAGUAUGAACUCAUUGUGCAUAGUACUUGUUAGACAUGCGUUGUUUUUCGAUUUCUUUACAUCUCUGACUCUGAAUCUUAUCGUUUUAUUCAUUCAAAAUCAUAGGAAAAAUAAUACAUGUGUGGUUGUUGAUUCACAUCAUACAAAUUUAUCAUGACGGCAUAUUCAGUACUACAACAUAUUUCCUGGCAACAAACGUUGAAUCGAGAAUUAUUUCUAUUGUAUUGAAUUUGAUACCUUUUUAAAGUAAAAAUUCUGAUAGCAGUUUAAUUUAUUUAUUUCUGUGUUAGAUAGACAUGGAAAUAGUGAAUAUAUUAUAUGUACUGUUGAAUGGAGAAAAAAGUCAAAAAUGCAAAGAAAUGGAUGCACAAGGUUUUUUUCUUUAGUGAACAAAGUUCUGUUAAGUGUUCUAUAAGCUUCAGUGUAUGUUGACUGAAUCUUGUUAUAGCGUUAUUGUUAACGUGUAAAACAUGUAUAUUGCUGUUUGUAUAAACAAAUUAUUGGUAAUAACAAACCAUUUGCUAAUAAUUUGAUGGAUAUAUGUAAACUAAGUUCAGCUUUGGAAGUUGCAAGUAUAUUUUGUUGUAUGGAUUUGUAGUAAACUCCAUUCUUUCUUUUCCCCCAGUCAUACUUGCAACCUUGGCCUAAAUUUUAACUAUCAAGAAAGCUUACCUUCAAUAUUGCUUUUAUUUAUUUAUUCUUCUGUAAAACUCGGGCUCUGUGAUUGGCUAUCAGAGUUUGACACAGUUCCAUCCAGUGAUACCACAUAAUGACAUUUCUUUUGAUACAGCAAACCAUCUGAUCGGACAAAGACAGGUAGCCUUUUUUUCAGCUGUCAAUUUUCCACCAAUAAGAUUUAUUAUUUGCAGUUUUAAGGGUACAUGUAGACUUUAAUGUAUAUUUCAAUAAGCAUAUUUUCAAAAUUCAGAACACUGAAAGAAGAUUUACACAUUCACAUUCAUAACUCUUAAUCUUGCAGUUUAAAACUGUUUAUAUUUGAGAGUAACAAGCCAUUUGAUUUGAUUUGAAAACAAGACAUUAUAAACUGGAUAUCAGAAAAUCUUGUAAACAGGCUUUUUUUAUAAACAUAAACUUUAUUUUAUCCAAAAAGGUGGUGCAAGGUUUCUUAUCCAAAGACUAGUGCUGAUGGUGCCUCUAGAAAACUUCUUUGGGUAUCUUCAGCUAGCUCUUACAUUCUAGAUCUGCUGUACAGACUUGUUAGUAUGUACUACAGGAAUGUCCUGUAUAUUUCCAAAAUGUACAUAAUAAUUGUAUUUUCUAGAAAGUUUUAUACCUUCAUGUUUAUAGAGUUAACUUCAUAGCAUUCAUAGUUAUGCACAUAGAUAAAGAUUUUAUUUUAUUUCUUUUCAGUUUCACAUGUCAGCCUAAUUAAGUCUACAUAUUACUUUACUUAGAAUCUUUUGGUGUUGGUGUAACUAUGGCUAAAUGAUUUAUAAUAUAUAAGUACAUUUAGCUAACUUUAUUAAAGGGAAAUUGUGGGUGCCUGGCAAUAUUGAGUAGAUUUUUUUAGACAUUUUGGAAACUGAUUUUAUUGGGGGUAAAAUUGCUUUUAGUAGAGAACGUGCAUAUUAUUUCAUUAACCCUUAUCAUGCUGGACACGACUGAUUCUUCCUUUGUGACCAGAUUAGAUCAUGAUCAGCCUGCACAUCCAUGCAGUCUGAUCAUGAUCUGCACUGUUCACCAUUCAGUUGGUAUCUUUUUGGAGAGCACCACUUUUAACAGUUAAUGGUGCUGACCAAAUUGAAUGAUGGACCGGUCCAUUUUAGAAAUUUAGCAGGCUAAAGGUUAAUAUUUCAUGCAGUCCUGUAAGUUUGUGCUUUUAUUUUAUUUUAAGUGUAACCUUGAUUGCUCAUUCAUUCCUUAAUAGCUGUGCAUAGAAGCAUUAUAGCUUUAGCUCAGAAUUGGGCAUUUUUGUGGUAAAAUAUGGUUGAUUUUCUUGUAACUAAUUUGUUUGGAGUUUUCUGUGAUUAUGUUUCAGUGGUGUGUAUGCAGAUGUUUAUUUGGAUGAUAAGCUAUUGAUUUAGUCUGCUUAGAACUUUUCUUAUUUGAAGUGCUUAUACACCAUUCAUUCCUUUUUGUCAGUAGUUUAUCUGAGCUAAAGGCUCAGUUUAAACUAUUAGUGUAGGUGGAUUUUUUGGUUGUUUUGCUUUGAUAUGUCCAAACUGAAUGGUUUAAGUGGGUGACUUUGGAUCAGUUACCUCACAGCUAGCUCUAUGUCUGUAUGAACUUGUGCAAGGAAUGUAGAAUUCUUUCAUUUAUUAAGGAAGUCAAACAGCUGGCUUAUUGACAGCCAAUAGUCCUACCCAGGUGCCUAACAGUGGCAGAAAUAAUGCUUGUAGUGGCCCCUGGGAAAGUUAGAAAGUCACCAUAUGAGCCGUGCCUUUCUGUAUUCCAAAGCAGUCUUUCAGUCAGUGACAUCCUUGGGCAGUUUAUGAAAACUGUUGAAAUGAUGACAGAUUUCUUAUAAAUCUCCUUAUCAUCACACUAGAUUUACCGGUAUAGUGUUAAUCAAUUUCUGUGUAUUUGUUAUUUAACUUACUAACUUAGGUGAGCGACAUUUUGCUAGAUUGACCCUCUUGUCUGUAUAUUUCAUACAACAGUUUUAUGUAUAUUUGAAAUUUAUGAUUUGUAUAGAUAACAUACAUAUAUAACAGAUGCACUAUUAUUUUUUAAACUGUAUUUCACCAAACAUACAUUAAAUUUUACUCCUGAAGUUGAACAUCUCUAUAUACUGAAUAUUUUGAACAAGCAUAAUUUUGUAAAAUCUUAGUUGGAAAGACUAGACAUUGAUUGAAUGAUUGUCAAAAGGUUUAAGAAAAAAGACUAGACAUUGAUUGAAUGAUUGUCAAAAGCUUUAAGAAAACUUUCGUGUUGAUACCCACCAGGAAAACUUAUAAUUUGCAUUUAGGUUAGCAACUUUUCAUUUUAGUGUAAUGAAUUCAUUAAAUAGGAAUUAAAAUGAAGUGCCUCAAUUUAUGCUUGAAAUGACAUAUUGAUGCAUUUCAUACAAAAAAAAAUGUAGCAAAAAUUAAAAUAAGUAUAAACCAGAAAGACUUGCUUAUAUUCGUGUUUGGUUGAACAGACCAGUUGUUUUCCUGUUAGUGUAAAUUUGAGUGUUGAUCAUCUUAGGGUCGCAUAUUAAUGACAAAUAUUGACCAAUUUGAGGUUGUGUUCAAGGGCAUUGGUUGAAAAUAAUACAAAUAUUAACAAAGAUCUUUUAUAAACUUAGAGAGAAUAGAACUGUCUUAGUUUUGGGUUAUAGCCCUUUAUACAGGCAUCGGUAAUUAUUGUAUAUUGUCGCCAAAUUUUAGUAUCAUCGACCAAACAUUUACAUGCAUGACCAGCCUCAGUAUUUACCAAUGUGUGCGACUGGGUUUAAUACGUGUAUGCAAGUCAGAUGCUGAGUGGCACUGCCUUACUGAAGAUGUUAUACGACAGCUAGUUUGGUUAUAAUGUCGUAUACUAGUUGAGAUGUUAAGUGUUGUGGACAGUUAUUUCAGAGUUGUUGUUUAUAUACAGGUAGCGAGUUUUCAUUAGCAGCAUGUAUUUCAUUAAGGCGCUGUAGAGAUGCUUAGUGCAUUCUCAUGUACUUUGUAUAUUUUUCAGAUUUGUUAACUGUAUUCUUUUUUUAAUGCUAUAUCUUUAUAUAUAAUUAAAAUCAUACUUAAUAAAGACAUCACAAUAAAUUGCA